AUUAUAGACAUAAAAAAACAUUCACACUAUAACUAUAUAUAACACAUUCACUCCCUCCUCUUCCUCCUCACACUUCUCCAUUAAAUCUCUUCGCUUUGAACUCCAAUUUUGAAAUCUCUUUCUGGGUUUGCUUCGUCUCCACCUGAAUUGGAUUUAAAUUAUCAUGGCUAAUUAUAAGCCGAAGAACAUCCUCAUUACGGGGGCUGCAGGGUUUAUUGCUUCCCAUGUUUGCAAUCGGCUUAUCCGUAACUACCCUGACUACAAGAUUGUUGUCCUUGACAAGCUUGAUUACUGUUCAAAUCUGAAAAACCUCCUACCCUCUAAAUCAUCUCCCAACUUUAAGUUUGUAAAGGGCGACAUUGGUAGCGCUGACCUUGUCAACUUCCUUCUCAUCACUGAGUCUAUUGACACUAUUAUGCACUUUGCUGCCCAGACUCAUGUUGAUAACUCCUUUGGUAACAGCUUUGAGUUUACGAAGAACAAUAUUUAUGGUACCCAUGUGCUUUUAGAAGCCUGCAAGGUCACUGGCCAGAUUACGCGGUUCAUUCAUGUGAGUACAGAUGAAGUCUAUGGGGAAACGGAUGAGGAUGCUGUUGUAGGAAACCAUGAGGCUUCUCAACUCCUUCCAACAAACCCUUACUCUGCAACAAAGGCCGGUGCAGAAAUGCUUGUUAUGGCUUAUGGGAGGUCGUACGGGUUGCCUGUGAUCACAACCCGUGGAAACAAUGUCUAUGGUCCUAAUCAGUUUCCUGAAAAAUUAAUUCCCAAGUUUAUCCUCUUGGCCAUGCAAGGAAAGCCUCUCCCAAUCCACGGAGAUGGUUCCAAUGUGAGGAGUUAUUUGUACUGUGAGGACGUUGCCGAGGCUUUUGAAGUUAUCCUUCACAAGGGGGAGGUAGGGCAUGUUUACAACAUUGGCACAAAGAGGGAAAGAAGAGUGAUUGAUGUUGCUCAGGAUAUCUGUAAGAUUUUUUCAAGGGAUACCGAGACGAGCAUCAAGUUUGUAGAGAACAGGCCAUUCAAUGACCAGAGGUACUUUCUUGAUGACGAGAAGCUGAAGAUCUUAGGCUGGUCUGAACGUACUAUUUGGGAGGAGGGGCUGAAGAAGACUAUGGAUUGGUACAUUAAAAAUCCUGAUUGGUGGGGUGAUGUAACUGGAGCUUUGCUUCCUCAUCCUAGAAUGUUGAUGAUGCCCGGUGGUAGACACUUUGAUGGGUCUGAAGAUGGCAAAUCCGUGUCCUAUGCUUCAAGCAAUACGAAUCAGAACAGAAUGGUCAUCCCAGUUGCUAAAACUGGCAAUGUGGGCUCUCCUCGAAAAUCUUCUUUUAAGUUCUUGAUAUACGGCAGGACUGGAUGGAUUGGUGGCGUGCUUGGACAGUUGUGUGACAAACAAGGGAUUCCGUACGAAUAUGGAAAAGGACGACUGGAAGAUAGAUCAUCCCUUUUGGCUGACAUUCAGAAUGUUAAGCCAACUCAUGUGUUUAAUGCUGCUGGUGUCACUGGCAGACCUAAUGUCGAUUGGUGUGAAUCACACAAAACAGAAACCAUUCGCACUAAUGUUUCUGGAACCUUAACAUUAGCCGACAUUUGCAGAGACCAUAAUCUCUUGAUGAUGAAUUUUGCCACGGGCUGUAUAUUCGAGUAUGAUGCUGCUCAUCCCGAGGGUUCUGGCAUUGGAUAUACUGAAGAUGACAAGCCCAAUUUUAUUGGUUCUUUCUACUCAAAGACCAAGGCCAUGGUGGAAGAGCUUCUAAAGGAAUACGAUAAUGUAUGCACACUGAGAGUGAGAAUGCCGAUAUCAUCAGACCUCAACAACCCACGUAAUUUCAUUACUAAGAUUUCUCGAUAUAACAAAGUGGUUAACAUUCCAAACAGCAUGACUGUGUUGGAUGAACUUCUACCUAUUUCAAUCGAGAUGGCGAAGAGGAACUUGAGGGGAAUUUGGAACUUCACAAACCCCGGUGUGGUGAGCCAUAAUGAGAUUUUGGAGAUGUACAAGAGUUAUAUCGACCCCAACUUCAAGUGGGCAAACUUCACAUUAGAGGAACAAGCAAAGGUGAUCAUUGCACCACGAAGCAACAAUGAGAUGGAUGCGUCCAAGCUGAAGAAAGAAUUCCCGGAGUUGCUGUCGAUCAAGGAGUCUUUGGUCAAAUAUGUGUUUGAACACAACAAGAAAACUUAAACUAGAGAUCUGUACUAGUUGCUCGCUAGUAGGCGGUCCUAUUGUUUUACUACAUUAGAAGGUGAAGUUAAUUGAUGGAUUCCGUAUGACUCGAAGGACGGUUUUCUAAUACUUCAUUAAUUAUCUUAUUUUUGAGCCUUGCAAUUUAUUAGACACAAAUAUGUUUUGUUGCUUAAAUUAAUUCUUUAUCAUUGUUUUUUUACUAGAUUAUUAUAAUAUAAUGAUGACAUUGAAUUGUGAGUUAAAAUUAUAUUUAUUACUUAUUUUUAAGUUUA
This is a messenger RNA of Mercurialis annua (annual mercury), 2454 nucleotides long. Its product is annotated as trifunctional UDP-glucose 4,6-dehydratase/UDP-4-keto-6-deoxy-D-glucose 3,5-epimerase/UDP-4-keto-L-rhamnose-reductase RHM1. Bases 164 to 2179 code for a protein of 671 amino acids. Gene Ontology annotation, molecular function: dTDP-glucose 4,6-dehydratase activity; UDP-L-rhamnose synthase activity; UDP-glucose 4,6-dehydratase activity. The record is from RefSeq and is a predicted model, not a curated record. NCBI's taxonomy places the organism in Eukaryota, Viridiplantae, Streptophyta, Magnoliopsida, Malpighiales, Euphorbiaceae. Gene Ontology annotation, biological process: flavonol biosynthetic process; UDP-rhamnose biosynthetic process; auxin export across the plasma membrane. The transcript is spliced from 3 exons.